Messenger RNA from Bipolaris zeicola 26-R-13, 306 nucleotides. RefSeq lists its product as uncharacterized. The record is from RefSeq and is a predicted model, not a curated record. NCBI's taxonomy places the organism in Eukaryota, Fungi, Ascomycota, Dothideomycetes, Pleosporales, Pleosporaceae. The annotation marks the transcript as partial. The transcript is spliced from 2 exons.
AUGAGCCGCACAUGCUGUGUGAGCAUGUCCAACUACACAGGCUCGUAUCCUUACACAGGACCCACGCGACCAUCAACUUUGAGCAUAGUAGACGCAUUACACAAGAUAUCGACGCACCGAGGCCAGCACUGGACCAACUCGGCCCGCACCCAGUCGCAAAUCGACAGUGGUCCCGCGCCCAGGAGGGAACGGACAGCAUGGCGGGCGAGGGCCCCUGGCAGAGGCUACUUUGGCACAACGUGUCCUGAGCACCGGUUCGUAGAUCCCGCCCGCAACUCUGUCGCAAUAUUUGGGGCGUCGCCAUGC